UUUCAACAAACCAGUAGAGUCCAAGUCGUUUGAACAGCUGGGCCGACAUGUCAGAGACAUACGAUUUCCUCUUUAAGUUCCUGGUGAUCGGAAGUGCGGGGACUGGGAAAUCUUGCCUCCUACACCAGUUCAUUGAAAACAAAUUCAAACAGGACUCCAAUCACACCAUCGGCGUGGAGUUCGGCUCUCGAGUGGUGAACGUCGGCGGAAAAACGGUCAAACUGCAGAUCUGGGACACAGCAGGACAGGAGCGUUUCAGGUCCGUGACCCGCAGCUACUACCGCGGAGCAGCAGGGGCUCUCCUCGUCUAUGACAUCACAAGUCGAGAGACGUACAACGCUCUGACCAACUGGUUGACGGACGCACGGACGCUGGCCAGUCCCAACAUCGUCAUCAUCCUGUGUGGGAAUAAGAAAGACCUGGACGCCGACCGCGAGGUCACCUUCCUGGAGGCGUCGCGUUUCGCCCAGGAGAACGAGUUGAUGUUCCUGGAGACGAGCGCCCUGACUGGAGAGAACGUGGAGGAGGCCUUUCUGAAAUGUGCCCGUACCAUCCUCAACAAGAUCGAAUCAGGUGAGCUUGAUCCAGAGCGGAUGGGCUCUGGCAUUCAGUAUGGAGAUGCUUCUCUGCGGCAGCUGCGACAGCCCCGGGGCUCUGCCGCACAGGGCAAACAGCCGUGUAACUGCUAGGGGUGCGACCCCCCCACCCCGCCUCAGCUCCAGACUCCA
Messenger RNA from Chanos chanos (milkfish), 728 nucleotides. RefSeq names its product RAB4B, member RAS oncogene family (gene rab4b). The transcript is spliced from 7 exons. Gene Ontology annotation, biological process: Rab protein signal transduction. Bases 48 to 689 code for a protein of 213 amino acids. The record is from RefSeq and is a predicted model, not a curated record. Lineage: Eukaryota; Metazoa; Chordata; Actinopteri; Gonorynchiformes; Chanidae. Gene Ontology annotation, molecular function: GTPase activity; GTP binding.